Messenger RNA from Canariomyces notabilis, 1507 nucleotides. RefSeq names its product Deoxyhypusine synthase. The record is from RefSeq and is a predicted model, not a curated record. Gene Ontology annotation, cellular component: cytoplasm. Gene Ontology annotation, molecular function: deoxyhypusine synthase activity. The coding region runs from base 348 to 1427 and encodes 359 amino acids. The transcript has 3 exons. Gene Ontology annotation, biological process: peptidyl-hypusine biosynthetic process. NCBI's taxonomy places the organism in Eukaryota, Fungi, Ascomycota, Sordariomycetes, Sordariales, Chaetomiaceae.
CAAAGCAAUGGCAAGGGAAAGUGGAACGGCACCUUUUAUACCAACUGCUACGUUGUGCAGCUUGUGCUUGUUCCCCACCUAAGAUACAUUCAAGAGCCGGACGUUGGGAGGUGAAGUGGGGUUACACUCGGGCCUGCCCAAGAAAAUCUUCGGCUCCGAGACCCGGAAUCAAAUCACCACCUGACAAUACCUAGGCAGGAAUCUCAAGACGGCAAAUAAAAACAAAUAAGGUGUCAAGACGAUGCUUUAGAGGCGGCGUUCUCGAAAUACUGGUCUGUUGAAGGAAAAAGUAAUACACAUCUUCGGCUGCAUCCAUUCUGAAAUUCACGUUGGACAAACCCUCGAGCAUGGCAUCGAAUCAGCCGCCCAGCGCGGCCACGGAUGCCGUGCUGGUCAAGUCGGUUGAAAUGCCCGAGGGUUCACAAAAGGUCGAGGAGCUCGACUUCAACAAGUUUAAGGGCCGGCCAAUCACCGUCGACGAUCUCUACCAAGGCAUGAGACACAUGGGUUUCCAGGCCUCAUCAACAUGCGAGGCCAUCCGCAUCAUCAACGAAAUGUUCCACACACUAACUAGAGUUCAGCGAGCGUGGAGAGACCCGGAGUCGGGGGACAAGACGACCAUCUUCCUGGGCUAUACGUCCAACAUGAUCUCCUCUGGUCUCAGGGGCAUCUUCCGCUACUUGGUGCAGCACAGUCAUGUGUCCGCCAUCGUGACGACGGCCGGAGGGAUCGAGGAGGACUUUAUCAAGUGUCUCGGCGACACGUACAUGUCGUCCUUCAGCGAGGUUGGCGCCGAGUUGCGCGCCAAGGGCCUCAACCGGAUAGGCAACCUGGUCGUGCCCAACUCAAACUAUUGCGCCUUUGAGGACUGGGUUGUGCCCAUCCUGGACAAGAUGCUAGAGGAGCAGGAGGCGAGCAAGGGAACCGACGAUGAGAUCAACUGGACCCCGUCCAAGGUCAUCCACCGGCUUGGAAAGGAAAUCAACGACGAGCGGUCCGUCUACUACUGGGCGUACAAGAACAACAUCCCCGUCUUCUGUCCGGCCCUGACGGACGGCAGUCUGGGCGAUAUGCUGUAUUUCCACACUUUUAAGGCGUCGCCCAAGCAACUCAAGAUAGACAUUGUCGAAGAUAUCCGGAGGAUCAACACGAUCGCCGUCAGGGCGAAGCGUGCGGGCAUGAUCAUACUCGGGGGCGGAGUGAUCAAGCAUCACAUUGCAAACGCGUGCUUGAUGCGGAACGGAGCCGAGUCGGCCGUGUACAUCAACACGGCCCAAGAAUUCGAUGGCAGCGACGCGGGCGCUCGGCCGGACGAGGCCGUGUCGUGGGGCAAGAUCAAGAUAGGGGCAGAUUCAGUCAAGGUCUACUCAGAAGCAACGAUCUGCUUCCCAUUUAUUGUAGCGAAUACAUUUGCCAAAGACCAAUAGAGCUUAUAUCGACUAUAUGGCUGAUCUUGUAAAGGCUACAAGUCUCUAUGUACUGUAGGAUGAUUGGCCUUCCACCCGGC